AUGGCUAAAUCCAGUCCCACCGUCGCCGCCCUCUUCUGCUUAUUAUCCCUCUCACUCGCCGAACACGCGCCGCCUGUUGAUGACGCGGUCUCUUCCCGUGCCGCCGUCCACAAGGUUCCAGUCAACCACGGAAAGCAGCUCAACAGAAUCAACGUCCCCACCGUGCCACUGAACAAAAUCACUUUCCGGGCCAUCAACCGCCGGUUUCCGGGUCACGACAGCCGCAAUGUCGAGGAUUUAAAUCGAAUCAAGCAGAUUGUGUCCGAACGGGAGAGAGAAAUCAAUGUUUUGAAGAAAUUGAAGAAAAGUCAGAGACUAGAGAAUGAGGAGGAAGAAACGAAGUUGAAGAAGAAUGGCGUAUUUAUGAGGCGCGUGCGCAAGUUCUUGGACCAAUAUUUCUAG
This is a messenger RNA of Striga asiatica, 402 nucleotides long. The record is from the annotation of a GenBank genome assembly. Lineage: Eukaryota; Viridiplantae; Streptophyta; Magnoliopsida; Lamiales; Orobanchaceae.